AUGAUACAUGAUGAAAAGACUCUUCUGAAGGCCCUGGAACAUAAAAGCACCGAGGAGAGGGAGCUUUUUUCUUCCAUGUGCUCUGUUCUUGGCCUCCAGUACUUCUCCGAAGAAAGCAGCGUUCUGUCACACACCUUUGCGAGUCCGUCGUUCGUCAUAGACAUAUCUGAAUCAAGUGCAAGGAUAACCUUUGUUGACGAAAGCUUCUCAAGAUGCUUUAGGUAUGUUGAGUUCUUGCUGUCCCAGCACCUUGAAAAAAGCAAGAUGGUUGACUUCUACUUUUACCUCAGGAUGUUUGUCCGAAUGGAGACAGGGCAUGGAGGGAUUCUUGAAAAGGACACCACAGAUAUUUGCCACUGUGUUUUUGACGGGAAGUAUUGCAUAAACCCGUCGUUCAAGGACGUGGUUGUGGCAAGUGCUGAUGGAAUAUACAAUAUAUAUAGACACAGGUUUGAAUAUCAUUUGUACACAAAGGAGUUUAUCCUCCCCAUUCCUACGAAUGCCCUGCCGGAAGAUGAGGGAUGUACUUCUCUAGUGGGAGAGAAUGCAAACGGAAGGGAGGUAAAUGCAAGAGUAAGCCUAAAUCUGGCAAGGUACUUUGGUCCUGAGGCCUUUAGCCGGGAAGUGUUCAGGGCGCUUCCUCCUGGAGACUUUUACUGGAAAGGAGCAGUGGGGAAAUACUCAGAGGUACUUGUGCAGAAGGACCUUGCCGUGUAUGCCGAUGGGGGGUUGCACAGAGAUGCAUCCUUCCUCAUGAAGCUUGGAAAGAAUCUAGACUUCUGCUUUAACUUCCUUGGGGACUAA
This is a messenger RNA of Encephalitozoon hellem ATCC 50504, 804 nucleotides long. RefSeq lists its product as uncharacterized. The record is from RefSeq and is a predicted model, not a curated record. Lineage: Eukaryota; Fungi; Microsporidia; Unikaryonidae. The transcript has a single exon. The coding region runs from base 1 to 804 and encodes 267 amino acids.